AUGGCCACGCAGCGCCCGCCGCCCCGCGCCUCUCAGCCCGGGCAGCCGCAGCCCGCGGGGGAAACUGAGCUCCGGCCGCGCACUUCCCUCGCCCGAGCCGCCCGCCGGGGCCUCGGCUCGCUCUGCGCCCGGCGGCCCGCGCUCUCCCGGCCAGCCGCCCCUCGGGGGGCUCGGCCCGCGCGUCACGCCUCGGUGCCAGGAGGUGGCGGCCGGGGCAGAGCCGAGGGGCACAGGGAAGGCCGCGGGUCCCCGGUCGCCGGGCGCCGGCUCUCUGGGCUCGCGCUCCACCUCGGCCGAGCGGACGAGCUACCCGGCUCCGCGGGCCCGGGGAGCGGAUUGGGCCGGAGCCGGGGAGGCGGGGAGAGAGGCGGCGCCGGGCGCGGGGGGCGGCGCGGGGCGCACGGGGGGCGGCGCGGGGGGCGGCGCCGGGCGCGCGGGGCUCCUCCCGGCUCGGCGUGCACGGCCGGCGGGCGCUCAGCGCCGCUCGCUGCCGCGCGCAGGAAUGACGCCCCGGCCCCGGGCUGCAGCUGCGGGCUCCGGCGGCUUUCAGGGCGCGCGUCUUCGGUCGUCCCCAUCACCUUACGUUCCAGCUCCGUCGCUGAGCCCGCCCGCCCGCCGAGCUGGAUCCUGUCGGUGGAGCGCCGGGGGCUCAGCCCAACUCUGCGCCCCAUCACCCCCAGAGGAACCCACACAUUCCCACCCCAAUUGUGCAUGCGUCGGAUCGCCGCGCCACGGUCCACCCCACCUGGGCAGCCACGGGCGCUGAGUUCGCAGGCCCCUAGGAAGAGCCAGCUCCUCGGGUGGCUGGAAACGACCCAGUACCCCGGUCUCAGGCCAGGAUUAAAUAUACCUGCGUCUCCCCUCCCCUUCCCCGAGAGCCGCUGUCGCACGCGGAGGCGGUGCGCCAAGCCACAACCCAGCCCAUCCAACGCACAAGUUCUCCACCGACACCCCCGCCCUCCAGCCGCACCGCCCCUCUCCCCGCGGAAAGCCCUGGCUCCCGCCGAGGCAGCAGUGCGGGCGGCCCCUCCGAUCCCCGAGGCGGCGAGCUAG
This is a messenger RNA of Ochotona curzoniae (black-lipped pika), 1053 nucleotides long. Its product is annotated as 5E5 antigen-like. The transcript has a single exon. NCBI's taxonomy places the organism in Eukaryota, Metazoa, Chordata, Mammalia, Lagomorpha, Ochotonidae. Bases 1 to 1053 code for a protein of 350 amino acids. The record is from RefSeq and is a predicted model, not a curated record.